AUGGCUUUAGCACUAUCAAAUCUUUUCUUUUUGCUUCUUGUUCUGUUGCUACCAUAUUCCACCACUGCUCAAAUUUCCAGAAACCAAUCUCUAGGAUCAUCUCUUACUACACAAGAAAAAGAUUAUUACUGGGCAUCGCCUUCUGGUGACUUUGCUUUUGGUUUCCAACAAAUUGGAAAAGGAGGCUAUCUACUAGCCAUUUGGUUCAACAAAAUACCUGAAAAAACCAUUGUUUGGUCAGCCAAUAGAGAUAAUCUUGUGCCAACAGGAUCCAAAGUUGAACUUACCAAAGAUGGCCAAUUUGUACUCAGUGACCCAACAGGAAAAGAGAUAUGGAAGCCUCCGUUAGACCGUUUAGGAGUUGCUUAUGCAGCCAUGCUUGACACUGGAAACUUUGUGCUGGCAAGCCAGGACACUGUGCAUUUGUGGCAGAGUUUUGAUCAUCCAACUGACACAAUGUUACCUACACAGAAGAUGAGUCUGGGCAGCAAGCUUGUUGCUCGUUACUUGGAAGGGAAUUACUCCAAUGGAAGGUUCCAGUUCACGCUGAAAUCAGACGGAAAUCUUGCGCUUCAAACUAGAGCUUACCCCAUGGAGCAUCCUUAUGUUGAUUAUUGGCCCAGGCCAGAAGAAUUUGUAGGCAGCGGCUUUCAGGUGGUCAUUAACAAGUCUGGCUCUAUAAACUUUAUAGCAAGAAAUGGAAGCAUAGUUAAAAUGAUAUCGUCAAGUCCUGUUUCUACGCAGGACUUCUAUCAAAGAGCACUCAUGGAAUAUGAUGGUGUUUUAAGGCAUUAUGUCUACCCAAAAAGCAGCUCGGUGAGUUGGCCUAUGACUUGGUCUCUUUUUCCGUCAAGCUUCAUACCUUCAAAUUUAUGCAAUUUUGUGAUCACAGAACAUGGUGGUGGAGCUUGUGGGUAUAAUAGCUACUGCAGACAAGGAGAUGAUCUAAGACCAAAAUGCCUAUGCCCAGAUGGAUACUCCUUCAUUGAUCCAGAUGAUGUUUUGAAAGGUUGCAAACAGAACUUUCUUUCACAAAGUUGUGAUGAAGCAUUUCCAGAAUCGGAUCUUUUUUAUUUUAAGUCCAUGCUGAAUACAGAUUGGCCUGGCUGGACUGAUUAUGAAUACUUUUCAGGCCAAACUGAGGAUUCGUGCAGAAUACCUUGCUUGGGUGAUUGCUUCUGUGUUGCCGCAGUUUAUGAUGGUCAGUACUGUUGGAAGAAGAAAUUUCCUCUCUCAAAUGGGAGGAUAGAUUCCAAUUUUAAAGGAACAACUCUGAUCAAAAUAAGAAAGGAAAAUUCUACUUUGAAGCCUCCAACUGCAUUAUUGAAGAAGAAAGGUAACUCAACUGUGAUACUCAUUGUGUCAGUGCUCCUCAGCAGCUCAGUGUUUCUGAACUUACUCUUCAUGUUGGCUGCCUUUUUGCCUGUUUUUCGUUUCAAAUAUUGGAAACCAAAGGCCCUUCAACCAUACCCAAUCAUGCCAGGCAUGAAUUUGCGAAGUUACACUUAUGAGGAACUAACAGAAGCCACAAAUGGGUUCAAGGAAGAGUUGGGGAAGGGUGCCUUUGCAAAAGUUUAUAAAGGGGUUCUAGGAUUUGAGGAUAGAAAAUUAAUUGCUGUUAAAAGGUUAAAUAAUAUGGUGAGAGAAGGUGAUUUGGAGUUCAAUGCUGAAGUGAGUGCUAUCGGCAGAACAAACCACAGAAAUUUGGUCCAACUGCUAGGAUUCUGCAACGAGGGGCAGCACCGGCUUCUCGUAUAUGAAUUCAUGAGCAAUGGUUCUUUAGCGAGCUUCCUUUUUGGGGGUUCACGGCCAAAUUGGUACCAAAGAAUUCAAAUAGCAUUAGGAAUUGCAAGAGGGCUCUUUUACUUGCAUGAAGAAUGCAGCACCCAAAUCAUACAUUGUGAUAUCAAGCCACAGAACAUCCUCCUAGAUGACUCUUUUGCAGCUAGAAUUUCUGACUUUGGAUUAGCCAAGCUUUUGAAAAAGGACCAGACUCGAACUACUACUGGGAUUAGGGGAACUAAAGGGUAUGUAGCCCCUGAAUGGUUUAGAAAAAUUCCUGUUACCGUCAAGGUGGAUGUUUAUAGCUUUGGCAUUUUGUUGCUAGAGCUUGUUUGUGGUAGGAAGCAUUUUGAAGCAGAGGAACAGGAUGAGAAUUUGAUGAUACUGGCUGAUUGGGCAUAUGAUUGCUAUACAGACAGGAAACUGGAUUUGUUAGUGGAGAAUGAUGAGGAGGCAAUUCAUGACCUGAAGACAGUGAAGAAAUAUGUGAUGAUUGCAAUAUGGUGCAUUCAGGAAGAUCCAUUGCUAAGGCCAACAAUGAAGAAAGUGGUACAGAUGAUGGAAGGAGCUGUUGAAGUCUCAGUUCCUCCAAAUCCAUCCUCAUUUAUUAGUUCAAUCUAAAUCCUUUAAUAUAAUUAAGUUUCUAGCUUUAUUAAGUCAUUAUUCAUGUUUAACAAUCAAUACU
Quercus robur (English oak) is the source of this 2467-nucleotide messenger RNA. RefSeq names its product G-type lectin S-receptor-like serine/threonine-protein kinase LECRK3. Lineage: Eukaryota; Viridiplantae; Streptophyta; Magnoliopsida; Fagales; Fagaceae. The record is from RefSeq and is a predicted model, not a curated record. The coding region runs from base 1 to 2403 and encodes 800 amino acids. Gene Ontology annotation, biological process: protein phosphorylation. Gene Ontology annotation, molecular function: protein serine/threonine kinase activity; ATP binding. The transcript has a single exon.